Messenger RNA from Anguilla rostrata (American eel), 3300 nucleotides. It is a transcript of the gene samsn1a, whose product is annotated as SAM domain, SH3 domain and nuclear localisation signals 1a. The transcript has 18 exons. NCBI's taxonomy places the organism in Eukaryota, Metazoa, Chordata, Actinopteri, Anguilliformes, Anguillidae. The record is from RefSeq and is a predicted model, not a curated record. The coding region runs from base 128 to 2335 and encodes 735 amino acids. Gene Ontology annotation, molecular function: protein binding.
AGGGAUUUCAUUUUGUGUUAAUCUGCGGGGCAGGAGGCAGCCCGGAGAACCGAGGCUUCUGUUCGUGUGAAGGACUCCUACGCGCCUCCAUCGUCUCCUGCUCGCGCGGGAGUGACUUCACCCCAGAAUGAACCUGUUCUGCUUCUCCCUGGAGGGGUCCAUGGACAGCCUGUACGAGGCGGUCCAGGACGGGGACGAGGGGCGGGUCUACACCGUGCCCAGCCGGUCCUGCAGCCGGCCCUGCAGCCCCGCCGUCGCGCUGGACGAGAACGCCAAGUGGCGCGGCUCCGAGCGCUCCAUCUCCGCGGACCUGUCACAAAUCCACGCUACCAAUUCAAAAAAGAAAAAAAGAAAACCUCUUGUACCAAAAUCCAUGUCGGACAAUGAAGUACUAGAUAACACCGACUGUGCUAACGCCUACUGGCAAACUGCCAAAAAGAGAGAGGAUGUGGUCCACAUCAAGAACAGUCAGAAUGAAGAGCUGGGGUUAGAGCUGUUACGGGCCAGUUUCCAGACAGGGGAGGACGGACUGCGCCAACUCAACCCACACAGGAGGGUGGCAGAACAGACCAUUCAGCAGGUAAUGAGCUAUGGAGCCUGGAGCCCCGGCUGGGAGCCACAGAACAGCUGGCAGCAGGACCCGACCCCAGAAGGGGACAGGGAGAGGCCGGAACCCAGGGGAACUCUGCGGAGGGCGCAGAAGUCAGGGCGCUCAAAGAAGGCCGGCCUGGGACAGCGCGACAAGGCCAGCAGCCCCUUCCAGACAAACGGUCACCCCCCGGACCCCAUUUUUGGUGAUGAUGCUGCUGCCGCCUCCUGCAUGGGUCUGCCGAAGAAGGCGGAGAAGAGGCCGAACACCCCCCAGCAGGCCCAGGAGAGCUCCGCCCUCUCCUGCGCCCCCGGCCCCACCCCCAGCCCCACCCCCGGGGCGGCGGAACGAGCCUGGAGCGGGCCCGGGGCGCCCCCCCAAAACCGCCAGCGCUGGAGCACGUCCGGCGAGUGCCCCUCGCCCUGGGGGCGGAGGCGGCGGCGGCGCCUCCUACCACACCUGCCGCCGGCCGCUGAGCGAGUACCGCACCUACGCCUGCGACUACACCCUGCCCCGCGCCCCGGACUGGGACCGGCCCGACAGCGCCCCCUACGGGAGCUCCCGCCACUGCAGCCAACCGCCGGCCCAGCGCGUCGCCCGCUCCGCCACCGACGCGGACCUGGGCGACCUCAACGACUCCCACGCAGCCUCACUCCGAGAAAUAAGACGAUGCUUCAGAGGAAGGGAUCGAACGUCUCGGAUAAAGCCAAGAGCAGCAAGCCAAAGCGCUCCACCAGUUUUGGCCGAUUCGAUGCCUUGAGACAGCACCCAGUCAAGACAGAGGAGAACAGCGGCCAUCUGCCUUCAGAUGGGGAGACCGGAGCAGAGGGCACCGACCCGCAGAAAGCAGGGGGCCUGGGGAAAAAGAUGCGGGCCAUCUCCAUGACCAUGCGCAGGAAGAUGGGCAAGAGGCACGCCAAAGCCUCCUUCUCCGAGGAGCCGGUCCAGGGCGAGGACGACGCUGACAGAGACCACGAGGGAGAAGCGGAAAGCUCGCAGCCUUCGGAGAAAGGGCCGGCAAAGACCAGCAACUCCCGAGAGAGUCUCUACAGCAGCCAGAGCUCCUCCAGUGGGGUCACCAGUGGCUCGGACGGCUCCGGCGCCCGAGACAGCCUCAGGCUGGAGGAGGACGUCCCGUACACGGGCCAGUUCUGUGGCCGCGCCCGCGUCCACACCGACUUCGUCCCGAGCCCGUACGACAGCGACUCCCUCAAACUGAAGGUAGGCGAUAUCAUCGACGUCAUCAGAAAGCCCCCCAUGGGGAUAUGGACGGGGAUGCUCAACAACAAGGUGGGGAGUUUCAAAUUCAUCUACGUCGACGUCAUCAUCGAGGAAGUGGCGGAAGCGCCGAAGAUAAGACCCCACAGACGGAGCAAACGGCCACGCCCCAAAACAUUACAGGAGCUUCUGGAGCGCCUCGAUCUGCAGGAGUACGCCUCGUCGCUGCUCUUAAACGGCUACCAGACGGUGGACGACCUGAGGCACCUGAAGGAGAAGGACCUGAUCGAGCUCAACGUCUGGGACCCGGAACACCGACACCGGCUGCUGGCUGCAGCGGAAUGCCUACAGGCCCCCGAGAACGAGAACGACAACGAGGGGCAGGCCGUUCCACAGUCCGGCUCGGAGAGCCCGAAGGCGGAUCAGAGCGACUGUCCCAGAGACUCCGGCUGCUACGUGACGCCGGAGAGCCCCGACAACAGCAAAGAAGAAGAAACAGAGAGUCAGACGGCGUCGCCCGUCACUUAAGCCAUUCAGUACUUUACUCAAAAACAGACGCAUUUUUAAAAUGUCCAUUUGUACAUACCUUAUGAAAAUCUGAAAUGUGGACUAUUUAAGGACUGCCUAUUUGACAGGCUUCAUCAAUUUCUGGCCUUUGGUCAUGCUUUGGUUUAAUAAUUUUGGUUUGAACUUUCACUUUAAUUCAAUGUUAUUUUUGAGCCUUUUUUUUUUUUUUUUGCUUGUUCCUGGUAUAAUAUUUUAGCAGUGUUGAUUCCUUGAUUGGGUAUCUAUCCAAGCAGAGUCCUGGUCAGACUAUGUGUUCGGGCUGUGUGUUUCAGCUUGACAAGUCAAGAAGAAUGCAUUGGUGAGAUCCAACCAGGAGCCAUCAUGCAUACCCAGAACCCUUAGUCAUGUUGCAUAAUUUGAAGGACUGUCUUUAUUAUGAUGAUAUACCAGGCUGAAUGGUAUCAGAUGGGAGCAGCAUGCUAUACCAAUUAUUUUAUUAUUACUACAUGUGCAUUUAUGUGUUUUCAUUGUAGCUUUUUUUGGGGACCGUGAGAUAAAAAAAAAAUGACAUACACAUGUAGAACUGAAAUCUAAUGAUACAUAGAAAAAUACCUAGGAUUAUCAAUAUUUGUUAUUUUUGUUGCCUUGCCUUUAGUUUGGUUAUCAACAAUUUGUCGGUAACUGUAAGCUAGCUACAUACAAAUCACCUCACUAAACUGCAUUUUUAACCAAAUGCGGUUUGAGGAUGGUGCAAAGUAGCCUAUGUGUGUGGUUUCCCAGACGUCUGUGAGAUUUCAAUUAACCAUGUAUAUAUAGUUGGAACUCUAAGACUGAAAUCUAAUAGACAGUGGAAAAGCAACGGCAUUAUUUCUGUUGGAUCUGGUUUGCCUUCCUUGUACUCGUAUGUAGACAAUGCAGUGUCCUCAUGUCAUCAUGUGUUACUUUUCAAAAUGGAAUAUUUUUCCAAAUAAAAUUGUCACUGUGCA